AUGUACACAAAUGAACACGUUAGAAAGUUCUUACUCCCAGAGGAAAUCUAUUAUUUCCCUCAGUUUCUUCCAUGCAGCGCUUCUGUUUCUUCAUCAUCAUCAUCUUCUUCUUCUUCUUCCCUUUUCUCAAAUUCUGGUGUAAGCUUGAGUUUGACAGAGUGGAUGGCUCCCAGGGAGCUAUGGCAUUCAAUGAGUGAUGAUGAGCUGAUGUGGCGUGCCUCCAAGGUGCCACAUGUUGUGGAGUAUCCGUACAAUGGGGUUCCAAAGGUGGCUUUCUUAUUCUUGAGCAAAGGAGGAUUGCCAUUGGCACCUCUUUGGGAGAAGUUCUUUAAGGGAUAUCAGGGCCUAUACUCAGUCUACCUACAUACAUCGCCAGAAUUCAAUCAAGAAGCACCACCAUCCUCUGUGUUUUACAAGCGCAGAAUACCUAGCAAGCCUGCAGAAUGGGGAAGAUCAACCAUGAUUGAUGCAGAGAGACGCCUUUUGGCCAAUGCUUUACUAGACUUCUCCAAUGAAAGAUUUGUUCUGUUAUCCGAAGCCUGCAUUCCUCUAUUCAACUUCACUACAAUCUACAACUACCUCGUCAACUCUACCCAAAGUUUCCAAGGCUCAUUUGAUGACCCCAGCAAAGUUGGCCGAGGACGGUACAACAAGCUAAUGCAUCCAACGGUUUUGCUUUCUGACUGGCGCAAGGGCUCGCAAUGGUUUGAAAUUCAUCGGAAAGUUGCCGUCAAAAUAGUUUCCGAUAGCACAUACUAUCCUGUUUUCAGAGACCAUUGCAAGCCCCCAUGUUACUCGGAUGAGCACUAUUUUGUAACACUAGUGACAAAAAUUUGUCCGGAGUUGAACUCAAACAGGAGCGUUACUUGGGUUGAUUGGUCCAGAGGGGGCUCGCACCCUGCAACAUUUGUGAAAAAUGAAGUUUCAGAAACGUUUCUGAAUCAGAUCAGGCAUGGAUUUAACUGUACUUACAAUGGUUUCUUGACAACUGUGUGCUUCCUUUUUGCCAGAAAGUUUCAUCCGAAUACUCUCCAACCAUUGCUCAGGAUUUCUCCUGUUUUACUUGGAUUUGAUCCUUAA
Molecule: messenger RNA, 1080 nt
Organism: Mangifera indica (mango)
Lineage: Eukaryota; Viridiplantae; Streptophyta; Magnoliopsida; Sapindales; Anacardiaceae
Product: glycosyltransferase BC10-like
Exons: 2
Coding region: 1-1080 (359 amino acids)
Cellular component (GO): membrane
Molecular function (GO): glycosyltransferase activity
Source: RefSeq, a predicted model, not a curated record